Molecule: messenger RNA, 693 nt
Organism: Impatiens glandulifera
Lineage: Eukaryota; Viridiplantae; Streptophyta; Magnoliopsida; Ericales; Balsaminaceae
Exons: 1
Coding region: 1-693 (230 amino acids)
Source: RefSeq, a predicted model, not a curated record
AUGACUUGGUCGUUGAAGAAAAUUUUGAAUCUGAAAAACAGCCUCGGUUCGAUCUUUGAUAUUCGUAUUGGGGAUGGGUGUGGUACUCUCUUUUGGCACGAUCCUUGGUUUGAAAACCAGCCGUUGAUUACUAAGGAGGAAUUUCGAGGUUUGAGAAUAAGAAGGGAUUGUGCGGCUGCCACGAUUGGCGACAUUGAUGUUGGGCGUUGGGUUUCAAUUAUUAGACGGGUUCCGGAAGGAAGACGAGUAUUAGACUAUUUGAGUAGAAUUCAUCUAAGUGAUAGGGCUGAUGUUCACUCUUGGGCUGUCGAGGAAGAUGGUAAAUUGAAGUCGAGAAUAAUUUGGAAUGUUAUUAGAGAAAAAGGUCAAAUUGUCGAUUGGGUUGCUCUCGUUUGGUCUUCAAAAGUCAUUAUGAGGCAUCGUUUCAUCCUCUGGUUGGCUUUACGGGGUAGGCUUAACACCCGGGAUCGGAUUCUUGCCUACAUGGACAUUCCGGAUGCUAAUUGUUUGCUUUGUGAUGGGAAUACGGAGUCUAUUUGUCACUUGUUUGGGAGCUGCCCGUUUGUUAAGUCCCUUUGGAGUAAGUUCACGUUGGCUUUGGGAUUUGUUCAUUUAUCGGGUUCAUGGGAUGAGAUCAUUGUUGUUGCCCGCAUCAAGACUAAAGGUAAUAGAUUUCCAGCCAAUGUCUUCUAA